CAAAUUAUCGAAAACAUUAUCGAAUCACCCACCGUUACGUUGAGGAGUGUGCCAAUUAUCACACGUCAUCUUUCUAUUUAUAUCGUUUUUACUUUCACGCCUCUCCUUAAAUUCUGAGCUCCGCGAGUCGCAAUCUCACCGAAGAAGAGAUCAAAUGGCUUCACGAACGAAAGGGAAGACGACGAUUGAAGUUGGCGCCGAUGGCGUCGCCGUCAUAACUCUCAUCAAUCCUCCCGUCAAUUCGCUAUCAUUCGACGUGCUAUACAGUCUCAAGAGUAAUUACGAGGAGGCCUUGAGCAGGAACGAUGUUAAAGCUAUUGUUGUUACAGGUGCUAAGGGGAAGUUCUCUGGGGGAUUUGAUAUAUCUGGAUUUGGUGAAAUUCAGAAAGGGACGAUGAAAGAGCCAAAGGUUGGAUACAUAUCGAUUGAUAUCCUAACCGAUUUGCUUGAAGCUGCAAGGAAACCGUCUGUUGCUGCUAUUGAUGGGCUUGCCUUGGGAGGAGGCUUAGAGCUUUCCAUGGCUUGCCAUGCUAGGAUAUCAGCUCCUGGUGCACAGUUGGGUCUGCCCGAGCUGCAACUCGGUGUUAUUCCUGGGUUUGGAGGAACACAGCGUCUUCCACGUCUUGUAGGUCUCACAAAAGCCCUCGAGAUGAUUUUGACAUCUAAGCCGGUUAAAGCAGAGGAGGGUCAUUCAUUGGGUCUUAUUGAUGCUGUCGUGCCACCUGCGGAGUUACUGAACGCUGCUCGUCGCUGGGCCCUUGACAUUGCCGAGAGGAGAAAACCAUGGGUUUCUAGUGUUUUAAAGACUGAUAAGUUACCUCCUCUUGGAGAGGCAAGGGAGAUACUGAAAUUUGCCAAGGAUCAGACGCGCAGGCAAGCCCCCAACAUGAAACACCCCUUGAUGUGCCUUGAGGCUGUUGAAGUUGGUAUUGUUUCUGGUUCAAGGGCUGGUUUAGAAAAGGAGGCUCAAGUUGGCUCAGAGGUGAUAAACCUGGAUACCACCAAAGGCUUGAUCCAUGUCUUCUUUUCUCAGCGAGGAACUACAAAGGUUCCUGGAGUUACUGAUCGUGGGUUGGUGCCAAGGAAAAUUAAUAAGGUAGCCAUAAUUGGAGGCGGGUUAAUGGGAUCUGGAAUAGCCACUGCAUUGAUCCUCAGUAACUAUUCAGUGAUUCUCAAGGAGGUAAAUGAGAAGUUCUUGGAGGCUGGAAUUGGCAGGGUCAAAGCUAAUCUCCAGAGUCGUGUAAAGAAAGGAAAGAUGUCUAAGGAAAAGUUUGAGAAAACUAUGUCUCUCCUUAAGGGUUCUCUUGACUAUGAAAGCUUUAGGGAUGUUGACAUGGUCAUCGAGGCUGUCAUUGAGAAUAUAUCUCUGAAGCAGCAAAUUUUUGCUGAUCUCGAGAAGUACUGCCCUCAACAUUGUAUCCUUGCUAGCAACACAUCUACCAUUGAUUUGAACAAGAUUGGGGAGCGGACCAAGUCCCAGGAUCGGAUUAUCGGAGCACAUUUCUUCAGUCCAGCGCAUGUCAUGCCACUACUUGAAAUAGUUCGGACCAAUCAUACCUCUGCCCAAGUAAUUGUUGACCUGUUAGAUGUUGGGAAGAAGAUUAGGAAAACACCAGUCGUGGUUGGAAACUGCACAGGGUUUGCAGUUAAUAGGAUGUUCUUCCCAUACACACAGGCAGCUAUGUUCCUUGUUGAGCAUGGAACAGAUCCAUAUCUCAUUGACAAAGCAGUCAGCAAGUUUGGAAUGCCAAUGGGCCCCUUCAGAUUGUGCGAUCUGGUUGGAUUCGGUGUGGCGAUUGCAACCGCAACACAAUUCAUCGAGAACUUCCCCGAAAGGACAUACAAAUCAAUGAUCAUCCCACUCAUGCAAGAGGACAAGAGAGCUGGUGAAGCCACUCGUAAAGGUUUCUAUCUUUAUGAUGAUAGGCGCAAGGCUAAACCUGACCCUGAAAUAAAGAAAUAUAUAGACAAGGCAAGGAGCGUAUCAGGAGCAAAGCCUGACCCGAAGCUGGAGAAACUGUCGGAGAAGGAAAUUAUUGAAAUGACGUUCUUCCCAGUAGUGAACGAGGCGUGUAGAGUCUUUGCGGAAGGAAUUGCUGUCAAAGCAGCAGACCUUGACAUUGCUGGCAUAUUUGGAAUGGGUUUUCCACCUUACAGAGGAGGAAUCAUGUUCUGGGCUGAUUCCAUUGGAUCGAAAUACAUUUACUCAAAGCUAGAGGAGUGGUCGAAGGCUUAUGGUGAAUUCUUCAAGCCUUGUGCUUUCUUGGCUGAAAGGGGAUCCAAAGGAGCUCCUCUGAGCGCUCCCUUGGAACAAGGCAGGUCGCGGUUGUAAAGUCAGCGUUUCAACGGGAACUUUCUUCGUUGUUGCAUCUACUGUGUUUUUUUUUUUUUUAAUGUCCACAUUUACUUGCCACAAAGUUGGGAUCUUUGGCCUCAGGAAACUUUUUAAAAUAAAGUCUCAUCUCAGACAGAUGAAGAAAGUAGAAAGUAAGUUCGAAAUAGCAAUAAGAUUUGUUUUUGUGAUGUUACUCAUGUUAUCAUGUAUGAUGCUUUGUCAUACAAAGCCCUGUCAGAUACAUUUGUUAUAAUGCUUUAUGGAGUAAUAAGUUAAUACUGAUUUAUUGAUG
Brassica napus (rape) is the source of this 2627-nucleotide messenger RNA. Its product is annotated as glyoxysomal fatty acid beta-oxidation multifunctional protein MFP-a-like. Gene Ontology annotation, molecular function: NAD+ binding; (3S)-3-hydroxyacyl-CoA dehydrogenase (NAD+) activity. Lineage: Eukaryota; Viridiplantae; Streptophyta; Magnoliopsida; Brassicales; Brassicaceae. The transcript is spliced from 18 exons. Gene Ontology annotation, biological process: fatty acid beta-oxidation. The record is from RefSeq and is a predicted model, not a curated record. Gene Ontology annotation, cellular component: peroxisome. Bases 155 to 2332 code for a protein of 725 amino acids.